GUGUGAUUGAGUCAACGGGUUUUGGGGGAUUGUGUGUGCUUGAGGGUUUUUGAAGAAACUAGGUAUGCGAGAUAAUAAUAUUAUGCCAAAGGGAAAUGAGACAGACGACGGUGAAGUGGGAAUUGAUACGACGUCGUUUGAACAAGUACAGCAACAGCAGAAGAAACUGGUUAUUGGGUAUGCUUUGACUUCUAAGAAGAAGAUGAGUUUCUUGCAACCCAAGCUUGAAGUUCUUGCUAGGAAAAAAGGCAUUUCCUUUGUUUCAAUUGACCAGGACAAGCCACUCUCCGAACAAGGCCCAUUCGAUGUCGUUUUGCAUAAGUUGCUGGGAAAUGAGUGGCAUGAUGUUAUUGAGGAAUACCAGCAAAAACAUCCAGAAGUGACUGUCCUUGAUCCUCCAUGUGCAAUCGAGCGUAUAUAUAAUCGACAAUCAAUGCUCCAGGGCAUUGCUGAUAUAAAUCUUGCAGAUUGCGAUGGCAUGAUAUGUGUUCCAAAACAAAUGGUGGUAUUAAAAGAUACAACAUCUAGCGCUAAUGAAGUAGCAGAAGCCGGUCUAAAUUUUCCAUUAGUUGCAAAGCCACUUUUGGUUGAUGGAACUGCAAAGUCACAUCAAUUGUUCUUAGCCUACGACCGCCUCUCGCUUGCAGAGCUUGAACCACCUUUGGUUCUUCAAGAAUUUGUGAAUCAUGGUGGAGUUCUCUUCAAGGUUUUUGUUGUUGGUGAUGUGAUAAAAGUGGUCCGUCGGUUUUCUCUACCCAAUGUAAGCAAUUGUGAAAAAGAAAAAGUUGCUGGUGUAUUUCAAUUCCCGAGGGUAUCAUCUUCUGCAGCUUCAGUAGACAAAACAGACUUGGACCCUCGUGUUGCUGAGCUACCUCCAAAGCCUUUGCUCGAGGGGCUUGUGAGAGAAUUACGAAACCGAUUGGGACUCAGGCUGUUCAACAUAGAUAUGAUCAGAGAACAUGGGAGCAGAGAUGUGUUUUAUGUCAUUGACAUCAACUAUUUUCCUGGGUAUGGAAAGAUGCCGGAUUAUGAGCAGGUAUUCAUCGAUUUCUUCAUGAGUCUAGCGCAAGCGAAGCAUAAUACGAUACAGUGUGUGAGGUGAAAUAGUGUUGAGAUGAUAUAGUUAUGUACAGAAAAUAGCUCCAUGUUGCUAGCAAUUAGCAAAAAAACAAGUUUUGAUUA
Arabidopsis arenosa is the source of this 1182-nucleotide messenger RNA. NCBI's taxonomy places the organism in Eukaryota, Viridiplantae, Streptophyta, Magnoliopsida, Brassicales, Brassicaceae. The record is from the annotation of a GenBank genome assembly.